AUGUGCACGCGUCACAGCAGCAGCGUAUUGCCGGCCACGGACGACGAGCGAUGUCGGUACACGUACUCGCGAUGCCCCAACCCGCGCAUUUAUCGGCGUAGCGGCGUGCUGCACACGCUCUGCGAGUACCAUCGCAGCAAAGCCAAUGCGAUCCAGAAAGCGUACGCCGCCAAGCGCCGCCAGAGCCAGCGGGCGCAGCGCAAGCAGCACAUCUUGGCCCAGCGCCAGCGUGAAGUCGCGUCCGGCUUGCCCGAGCCGAUUCCGUUUUCUGGGCCGCGAAGCGCUACGACGACCGAUACCACCGACAUGGCCAUCGUCGCGCUGCUCCUCUCUGAUAUCCAGCUCGAUAUGGAGCCCGUCGACGUCCAACAGCCUCCAACGCAGUGGUCCGAAGACGAAUGCAGCUUUUUAGACGAGCUCUUUUCACCCUAG
Messenger RNA from Saprolegnia parasitica CBS 223.65, 432 nucleotides. RefSeq lists its product as hypothetical. The record is from RefSeq and is a predicted model, not a curated record. NCBI's taxonomy places the organism in Eukaryota, Oomycota, Saprolegniomycetes, Saprolegniales, Saprolegniaceae. The coding region runs from base 1 to 432 and encodes 143 amino acids. The transcript has a single exon.